Molecule: messenger RNA, 5719 nt
Organism: Purpureocillium takamizusanense
Lineage: Eukaryota; Fungi; Ascomycota; Sordariomycetes; Hypocreales; Ophiocordycipitaceae
Exons: 2
Coding region: 1852-4320 (822 amino acids)
Biological process (GO): carbohydrate metabolic process
Molecular function (GO): aldehyde-lyase activity
Source: RefSeq, a predicted model, not a curated record
GGAAAAACAAAGAAGGCUGCUGUUAGUUGUCAGACAGGGGCCGCCCCGCCUUGGGGCGAGAGAGCUUGAGAGUGCUUGAGAGGGGAGGGAGGGGUGGAAGAUUUGUGGUGGCACUGCCCGGGCGCCCACCCGCCGAGUCUCGUCACUUUGACGUCAGAUGGAGAGACCAGCCAGAGCAGACAGCACAGCAGUGACAGCACCCUCGGGAGCAACUGCUCUGUGAGGCACAUCAUCCCACCCGUCGGGACGGAGCGCGUGGAUUUGGUCGGGCCUGGACGCGAAUUUUGCAUCACAUCGCAUCACACUUGCAUUGGUUGUUGUGUCUUUUCGCCUCCCCCUUGGGCCCUUUUGGACGAAUUCAGCCCGAGGAGGGGGAGAAAGAGCUGAUGAGAAGCUGCCACGAGCAAGCGGGCACCGGCGCAUCCCUGGUAAAGGUACAAGUACAGUAUACAGGUACAGGUAUUGGUCUAGGCCGACGGCUCGGGGAUGCAUGCAGGCUGCCCACUCGACUCGACUGACUGACGGACGGACGGACAGACAAUCAGGACUGGACAAGAUACGUUCCGAGAUAGAUGCCAUCACAAACAGUGGUUAGACAAUAGCUGCCAGAAGGAAAAAGACCACCCCACAUACCAAGUUUCUACCAAGCCCGUUCCGGUCCGCGCCAAGCUCGCACGCGCCCGGGGGCUCGGGGCUGCCCAUCAUCAUCAUCAUUCAUCAAUUCACCACCCGGCCUACCCGACUGCCGUGCAGGCCAAGCAACAAUGAUUAACUUUGGAGGUUUGCCCGCCCGGUCAGCAGCUGCAGGAGGUGGCACCAUGGUGGUCAAUAGGUGGCGCCCAAAUAUGGGCCGACUUGACCUGCGUUGGGGUUGGUCCCGUCACUAGCAGCACCUCGCAACGGGUGACCGGCCGGCGAGCAUCUGUUAGCCGUUACCUCGCCGUUGGCGCGUCCCGCCCUGCACCCGGCAGGUCGCUCCCGAUCUAAGACGGUCGAAGUCGACGACGUCAACCACUGGUGGUUCCACCACCACCGCCACCACUAACUAACGUUACCUUACCACUCCUGACACGCCCUCAAAUCAAUCUUCUUUUUUUUAUCCUUGGAUGCUUUCGACGCCGCCGGGCUGCUGCUGCUGCGAGCAAUUGCCCGUGGCCUGAUCCGCCAAUGCUAGCACGCAGUACAGUACAGCCUACGAAGUACAUUGUACCCCAUGCUUCCAUGCCAAGGGGGAGGAGGAGGCCCGAUUGCCCCCGGGCGGCAGCCACACCCGGCAGCUUCCCGCCGCGAAGCUCCAUCUCAUGUCGACGCCCGUGGAUCAUGCAUGAUCCCGAGUCUUCCGCGUCCACACACCUCCCUUCCUUGCCGUCCAUCUUUCCACUCUCUGUCUGCCUCUCGUUCUACUUAUCCAUCCGCCCAAUUAUGCCACGGCCUGCCAAUGGCUCCAAUCCACACAAGCUCUCGCUCGCACACCCCUCCCUCCCCUUGGAGGGGUUGGCUGCAUGCAUUCGGCUGAGUGUAAGUGACGUGUUGAGUGCGAGGAGCUGGUCCACGACUUCGCCCCGGCCUUGAAAUAAGCUUCGACGGAAGGCCGUGGGCCGAAUCGGCGAUGCUGCGACUCUCCUGCUAUAUAUCGUGCCGUUGCGAGUGCAACCUCGCCUCGCCCGCCUCGCCCGCCUCGUCCCCUCUCGUCCCCUUUCUCUCGUCCCCGUCUUCUUGCCUUGCAGCAUCGCAUUAAUCUCUGUCCCACCCCCUUCAUCUCGAGGCCUCUCCACCUUCACUGUAGCAUCACCAGAUCCUCGCUUUGCCUCGUCCAGGUUCCUAUAGCUCGAGACGACACGAGACGACAAGAUGAGCGGCGACGACGACAAGUCUCUCUCGGCCUUUGGCCCGGCCCGCUCGACCAUCAAGGGCAACCCCCUCUCCAAGGAGGAGAUCGAGGUCUACAAUGACUUCUUCCACGCCAGCUGCUACCUCGCCCUGGGCAUGAUCUACCUCAAGGAGAACCCGCUGCUGCGAGAGCCCCUCAAGAAGGAGCACCUCAAGGCCCGCCUGCUGGGCCACUUUGGCUCCGCCCCCGGCCAGAUCUUCACUUAUAUGCACAUGAACCGGCUCAUCAAAAAGUACGACAUCGAUGCCUUUUACGUGUCCGGCCCGGGCCACGGCGCGCCUGCCGUCCUCGCCCAGUCCUACCUCGAGGGCGUCUACUCCGAGGUCUACCCCGACAAGUCGCUCGACGUCGAGGGCAUGCAGCGCUUCUUCAAGUGGUUCUCCUUCCCUGGGGGCAUCGGCUCGCACGCGACGCCCGAGACGCCCGGGUCCAUCCACGAGGGCGGCGAGCUCGGCUACUCCAUCUCGCACGCCUUUGGCGCCGUCUACGACCACCCGGAGCUCAUCGCCCUCACCUCGGUGGGCGACGGCGAGGCCGAGACGGGCCCCCUGGCCACGGCGUGGCACAGCACAAAGUUCCUCAACCCCAUCACCGACGGCGCCGUGCUGCCCGUCAUCAACCUCAACGGCUACAAGAUCAACAACCCGACCAUCCUCGCCCGCAUCACCCACGACGAGAUCCGCGACCUCUUCGUCGGCUACGGCUGGGAGCCGCUCUUCGUCGAGGGCGACGACCUCGACACCAUGCACCAGGCCAUGGCCGCCACCAUGGAGUACGCCGUCGGCAAGAUCCGCAAGUACCAGAGGGACGCCCGCGAGAGCGGCAGGGCCACGCCGCGCCCACGCUGGCCCAUGAUCGUCCUGCGCUCGCCCAAGGGCUGGAGCGCCCCGCGCAAGGUCGACGGCGAGUACCUCGAGGGCUUCUGGCGCGCCCACCAGGUGCCCAUCACGAGCGCCGCCUCCAACCCGGACCACCUCAAGACGCUCGAGAAGUGGAUGCGCAGCUACGGCCCGGACCGCCUCUUCGACAAGGACGGCGCGCCCCAGCGGGCGCUGCGGGAGCUCACGCCCAAGGGCAACCGCCGCAUGAGCGCCAACCCCGUGGCCAACGGCGGCGUCGUCAGGAAGCCGCUCAAGAUGCCCGACUUCCGCGACUACGCCAUCGCCUUCGACCGCCCGGCCACGCACAUGAGCAGCAGCAUGAAGAACAUGGCGCUGUUCCUGCGCGACGUCAUGGCCAAGAACCCGACCAACUUUCGCCUCUUCGGCCCGGACGAGACCGAGUCCAACAAGCUCGGCGCCGUCUACGAGGUGACCAAGAAGGUCUGGAUGGGCGAGUACUUUGACGAGGACAAGGACGGCGGCAACCUCGCGCCCGCCGGCCGCGUCAUGGAGAUGCUGUCGGAGCACACGGUCGAGGGCUGGCUCGAGGGCUACAUCCUGAGCGGCCGCCACGGCCUGCUCAACAGCUACGAGCCCUUCAUCCACGUCAUCGACUCCAUGGUCGGCCAGCACUGCAAGUGGAUCGAAAAGUCGCUCGAGGUCGGGUGGCGCGACAAGGUGGCGUCGCUUAACAUCCUCCUCACGUCGGUGGUCUGGCGGCAGGACCACAACGGCUUCUCGCACCAGGACCCGGGCUUCCUCGACAUCGUGGCCAACAAGAGCCCCGAGGUGGUGCGCGUCUACCUGCCGCCCGACGGCAACUGCCUGCUGUCCGUCAUGGACCACUGCCUCAAGUCGGUCAACUACGUCAACGUCAUCGUCUCGGACAAGCAGGACCACCUGCAGUACCUGACCAUGGAGGAGGCCGUCGCCCACUGCACAAAGGGCAUCAGCAUGUGGCCCAAGUUCAGCACCGACGCGGGCGAGAACCCCGACGUGGUCAUGGCGUCGUGCGGCGACAUCAGCACCCACGAGACGCUGGCGGCCAUCGACCUGCUGCUGCGGCACUUCCCCGACCUCAGGAUCCGCUACGUCAACGUCGUCGACCUCUUCGUGCUCAUCCACCCGUCGGAGCACCCGCACGGCCUCUCGGAUCGCGAAUGGGUCAGCCUCUUCACCGAAGACACCCCCAUCGUCUUCAACUUCCACAGCUACCCCUGGAUGGUCCACCGCCUGACCUACAAGCGGCCCGGCAGCUCCAACGUCCACGUCCGCGGCUACACGGAAAAGGGCAACAUCGACACCCCCCUCGAGCUCGCCAUCCGCAACCGCACCGACCGCUUCAGCCUCGCCAUCGACGCCAUCGACCGCAUGUCCCACCUGCGCAACCGCGGCGCCACCGCCCGCCAGGCCUUCCUCGACGAGCAGAUCAAGGCCGCCAACGACGCCUUUGAGACGGGCGUCGACCCGGAAUACCUGUCCAAGUGGACGUGGCCCCGCAACGGCCUGUGGCAAAAGGCCGCCGAGAAGCUGCCUCUGCGGUCGUAGAUGAAGGGAUACCUGGUAGCUGUAGUUGCUGUAUUGGGAGUGGCAUAUUCUUGGGUGUAUUUAGUGAAUUAAUGUCGAUUACUACAAACAAAGUACCUAGGGGGGGCCGUCCGAGGCUCCAGUCAGCUGAAAAGGCGCCGCGCCGUGUCUCGCACUAAACCAUCGUGAUUCGUUUACGCACUUCAAGUUCCCAACGUCUCAACUACACACGCGUCCUCUCAGCAGGCACCCGCGUUCGCAACACCAAGAAAAAAUAAAAUAAAAAUCCUGAAGCAACUAGAUGCUGCCAUGCUUCCACCAUCAAAGCAUCCGCGUUGACAAGCGCUCCGCGACACUCUUCGAACCCUAGCGGCGAGCGAGAGACGAUUGCGCCGCCAGGGUCAGUCACUGUCUGUCAUGUCACGGCAAGCGCCGCCCGCGCCGGGAACCAGACGACGGACUGUCGUGCGGCCUCCCGAGGCGCGCAGCACGCAUGACACAGUCACCGCCGUUGACGGCAGGGUCUUCUCCCGUCCGUGUGCGCACCUGGGCCUGCAGUCGCCGUGCUGCUGCGUGCUGUGCCGGCACGACAUUCUGCGCGGCGAGAUGGCCGCUGCCGAAAUCAGUAUCGUGUCGUACAUAAGCUAACGAAUCCGGUCGUCGCCGCGCCGAAACACGACGAUAGUUCUUGGCCACGGAGAAGAUCGGCGCCUCGCGGGCUACACGCUGGGCUUCCGGCUCCCGGCCCUGGACUGCAGGUUCGCGCACCAGACCGUCUACGAGCGCCGGCGCACGAGCCUAUGGCGGCUGUGCCGCGGGUGUGUCGGCGCGGGUAACGACGACGACGCCUGCUUCUUCUUCUAUCACGUGGACUGCUUCCAUGCGAUUGAGAGGCAUCGCGGGAGGCGGCUGGGUCUGGAGGACUUGCUGGCGCUGGGCAUGUGGACGCGGGGCGUGCCGCGGAGUAUCAUGGCCGUGAGCGCCUCGCCGUCCCGAGCGUUCGUGCGCCUUGGGGUUGACGAUGCCAUCGAUACAGACGUCGUCUGGCUCAAAAGGCUGCGGGCUUUCCCCCAAGAGCUCUUGGACCAGAUAUACGGCAUGUGUCACGAGUCGUGUCUCUGGCGCUACUUCUCCGCGCUGGGUAGGUUCCCGCUCAUGGAGCCGCUCCUGGACCGGGAUAGGGAGGCAACGUUGCUGUCGCUCGGGGAGCUGGGCUCGUGGAAUCGCUGGGAUGGCAUGACAACAUCCCCGUCAAAGGCCUCAGAGCUUCUCGUACGACUGUGUCUGGAUGAGCUUGGAGUCGUGUCCGUGGAGCGCGUGUCCGCCGACGACGACGACACGGCGAGUCCACAGCACGGGGGCACCGGAUAUAUUGUCGAGCGUGUCGACACCAUGAAAGGCUAUACAUGUGCGGUCAAGG